Cheilinus undulatus (humphead wrasse) is the source of this 5450-nucleotide messenger RNA. It is a transcript of the gene parp10, whose product is annotated as poly(ADP-ribose) polymerase family member 10. The record is from RefSeq and is a predicted model, not a curated record. Bases 100 to 3726 code for a protein of 1208 amino acids. Gene Ontology annotation, biological process: negative regulation of gene expression. NCBI's taxonomy places the organism in Eukaryota, Metazoa, Chordata, Actinopteri, Labriformes, Labridae. The transcript has 11 exons. Gene Ontology annotation, molecular function: nucleic acid binding; NAD+ poly-ADP-ribosyltransferase activity; transcription corepressor activity. Gene Ontology annotation, cellular component: cytoplasm; nucleus.
CGCCACCUUCUGUUCAACGAGCAGCACAACAAGGAAGUGAGCCACCAGCCCAACCUGUCUGUACACAACGAGCUUUGGACAAAUGUUUUUGUUGUAAGGAUGUCUGUUGAGAGCCUGGAGGAGAGGACGGUGGAGGUGCUGGCACUCCCUAAAGAGGUUGAUGAGGAGCUGCUCCUUCUGUAUUUUGAGAAUAAACGGCGCUCAGGAGGAGGCCCACUAAGUUCUGUGGAGAACAAGGGGGACAGAGUUAUACUCGUGUUUGAAGAUGCACAAGCUGCAGCUGGAGUGCUGGCUAAAGGCCCCCAUGUUUUGCAUAAUGUAGAGCUGAGUGUUAGAAAGCCAGCCACAAAGGACCCAUGUUUACUGCUGCUCCGGGGUAUCAACCCUAACACCAACCCUGAGAUGAUAGAGCUUUUCGUGGAGAAUAUGAUUGGCCUGGAACUACCUGAGUACCGUCUGCAUCCCUCUCCAGGAAGAGAUCUCAUCCUUAUUUUUCUCAGCCAACCCUUCUCUAGAGAUUUCCAAAGCAUCAGUGAAAGAAUUUCCAAGAGGGCACUUGAUGGGGCCAAGGUAACUCUUGAACAGGUGGAGCAUACGGACUCCAUCUUGGUGAAGAACCUGCGACCUGGCACCAGUACAGAUCUGCUCACGUUAUAUUUUGAGAAUAAGGGAGGUGAAAAUAGCGUGGUGAGGGAGGUCACAAGGCUUUCAGAGGGUACAGCCAAGGUGUCCUUCACACAUUAUGAAGCUCUCCACUGGGUUUUGGCUCAGCAGCACAAACUGGAUGGAGCUGAUCUUGAUGUUAUACCAUUUUACGACUUUCUUCAACCUGCACAAAGCUUAAUGUCACAAGACUCUGGAGUUGGAGCCCGAGAUACAGCUGAGAGAAACGAAGAGGAUCUGGCUGAUGUUCCUAUGGAAACCAGUUCUUCUACUGUUGUUGGUGCAAGCAGCCAGUCCUCCUCUAUGAUGGCUUCAGAGCCCAGUGUAGCAGCAGAAGAGGAUGCAGUGGAAGUCAUGGAGGAUGAGAUCCAGGAAGAAGUACUACCCAUUCAUAUCACUAUUGCUGAUCCAUUAAAACUAGAUUUGUUUCUACUCAGCAGCUUAAAACAGGACAUUGAAAGAGCUAAUCCAGAUGUCACCAUCCAAAUCAAAGACAAUGGUGUUCACAUCGAAUGUGCUGACAGGCACAAGAUCAAGCAGACAGAACAUACAAUCUCAGACUGCUUUGGCAACAUGGCUGAGAGUCAUUUGACUGUUGAGCCAGAGGAAGCUAGUUUCCUUGCAAGAAAAGAUGUUAAAGGUCAUCUAGAGAAAAAGAUUAAUCAAAAUGGGUCACCCUCUGUUUACACGGUUUCAGGCUGUAAUGUUUUGGUAUGCUCUCUAAAUCAGAACUCUGCAAACCAGGCUUGCAUCUUUUUAAAAUCUCAGCUGUGUCACUUCAGUAUACCUGUGGCUGCAGAAUUUGAGUGCAUGUUCUACUGCAAGGAAUGGACCGAGUUCCUGCAGUCUCUGACUUUUGCCACUGUAAAGGUGUCAGAACAAGAUAAGAAUAUGAAUGUGUUAACUCUGAAAGAGAUGGAGAGCGAGAAGCAGGCUGAAAUCCUGGGGUUUCUUACUACACCUAUUGAAAGGGAGACAGUAAUCCCCAUGGAACCAGGCAUGCUGAAAUACAUCCAGAACCAUUGUCACCAGCUACUGGCUGACAUGGACCAAGUGUCCAUUUUUCCACUAGAAGGGGAGGACGUUUGUGGGUUAAGGAUCCAUGGUCCUGCUAUUGCAUGUCAGAUGGCUGAAGAGGUGCUGCAAGGUAUCGUUUCCUCCAUCUGCACCAAAACCAUCACCAUUAAUGCUCCUGGAGUGACCCGUUUUAUACCUGAAGAGGAAUGCAAGAGCAUCCUGAAGGAGAUGGAGAAAAAGUUCCAGGUCUAUAUCAGCCUCAACUAUGUGCCCUGGGAACCCCUGGCUCAUCAGGACGUUUUUGAAACUGCAUGGAUGCUGAUGUCCCACAAAAACUUCCAGAGAGCGUCUUCAGCUGGUUAUCCACGCGAGUUAAAAUGUGACGCUAUGCAGACUGAUCAGAAUGGAGCAGGAGACAAAGGUCUUUUAGAGGAAGCAAAGAGAAUUGUCUCAAGAAUUGAUGAAAGACUUGAGGAGGGGGUUACCAACUCUAACAGAUCACCUGAUGAGAUUGAUGAGGAUCUGUACACAGCAGAGGACCCAACCACACAUGCAGACCAGGAUCCCAGUGUGAUGGUUGUUGAUUCUUCUCUUCCCUCAGCUGAGGGGAAUGCUGCUGCUGCUGGUGGGUUACUGCAGCAGCAUGAUAAUGCUGGCCUUUCCAUGGACCUUGAAGAAGAGGCUCAACUGUCUCUAGCCAUCCAGUACUCUAUGGAGUCAAGCCAUUGGUCCCUAGAGGAUGAGGAGGAACAGCUACAAAGAGCCUUAGAGCUGUCCAAGACAAUGACCCAACAUGAUGCUUCCCCACGCAGCACUGAAAAAAGCCCCCAAGGAGACAAGAUAAAACCGAACAUUUAUACUGCUACACAGGAAGCCAUCAAGGCAGCCAGCACCAUGCAGCUCGUUGUUUUUGCAAGUUACAACUCUGACCUGAUCAGGGUGGAAAUAGCCUUUGGGAAGAAGGUUUCUCAGAGACAGUCAGAGGAGAGGAUAGAGAACCGGGCUGUGAAGAACAUGUCUGAAUACCACAGAAAUUGUUUGGAAAUGAUCAAGAGAAAGCAUGGAGUUGAUAUUCAGGUUCAGGGCACCAUUAUCACUGUUUCAGGCUUCAAGGAUUAUGUGUACGGGGGAGUUUGGGAUACAAAACUGCUGCUUGAAAAAAUGCCCAACCACGUAUCUGACCGGGAAAUCCUCAAAGCAGUCCAGUGGGUGCAUCACAACCCAAAUUCUUCGGACACGACUCCAUACUCACGAGAUGCUAACGUGUUCAUUGAGAACAUUUGGAGAAAGAAGCUGACAAAGGUUGAUAUCUUGCUAGACAAUCAGCCUCACACCAUAGACUUUGAGAAGAUGCAGGAAUUCAACAAAGCCUCGGGGAAAUCUGUGAAAGUUACCAGAAGGGUGCUGGAUUUGGAAGACGUGGAGGAGAACGUACCAGAAGAGGAAUACUCUCUGCUAUCAAACCUGCCCGAGGCAAGCAAAGUGGACGAGGAAUCUGAUGAAUUUCAGAAUGUGGUGAAGAGUUUCUACGAGACCAUACAGGAAUACCACAGCAAAAUCAGAAUCAUCCAGGUGGAGAAGCUCAUGAAUCGACUCUUGUACAAUCAGUACAAGUUGAAGAAGGCGAGCGUACUACAGCGUGCCACAUAUCCGGUUGUUGAACGGACUCUUUACCAUGGCACAAGUGAACAAAGCGUGAAAGAGAUCUGUGUCCAUGGAUUCAACAGAAGCUUCUGUGGAAAGAAUGCCACCAUCUAUGGUCAAGGGGUGUACUUUGCUGUCAACUCUGCACUAUCAGUCCAGGAUCAGUAUUCACCUCCAAAUGCAGACGGACACAAGUUUGUUUUUGUGUCAAAGGUUCUUACAGGUGACUACACAAAGGGCUGCCAUUCGAUGAAAACAGCCCCACUGAAGGAGACCGGAGAUAUUCCUAUCAGAUACGACAGCGUGACAGACAACAUCACCAAGCCAUCGAUGUUUGUCAUCUUCAACGACACACAAGCUUUCCCAGAAUAUCUCAUCACAUGCCAGAGAAUUCACAGAUGAGGAAGCAGAUUGGUCCUAUGAUAAUGAACAUUAAAAAUGGAGAAUAAGAGCUGCUGUAGUUUCGAUAUUCUUGCCUUAAAAAGUGCAUUUGAUUCAGAAAGGGCUAAUGUGUUGUAUAGUGUUCAUUUGGUAUUUUGAUCAAAAUAUAGAUCAUUUGUUGUCUGGUUUAUCAGUUGCUUCACUUCUUUAUUGACAUCGAGACUGGUUAGAGAGAAUAUUUUAAAGCUGAACUGGAUGUGGCCAUUGUAACUUUCUUAAAGCAUGCCUUUUAGGCACCAAAUAGCGCACCCCUAUGUGUUGAAUGUAUUACUCCUUAGCUCCAUCGUGACAUUUUGCUUUCAGUAGCCAUAUGAUAGCUGCUGGAAUUUUUCAGCUUGCAAGCAUAAUUGAUCUGCUGCACAAAGCUUGAGACAGGUAUUACAGGUAAUAAUAUCAAUGUGAAUAUAUCUAUAUGAGAGCUUAAAUCUGACAUUCAUGCAUUGUUGAAUACCAGUCUGUUGAACUCAAAUGAUGUAUUUAUGGAAAUACUGAUCCGACUUUGGACUAUAUAAUGUAAUGUUCUGUGUUAUUAUUUGCUUCCUGGUUCUGUAUAUUGGGUUCUUUUUGAAGUAAUUGCAAUGUUCUGGUUCUGCUGGGGUUUUUUUUCUCUAUCCAUGUGCGAGGAGUCCUAAAUGUAGCUCCUGCAGCUCCCUUGAAUGUCAGAGUAGCACCAGAUCCAAGUCUGAUGCUCUACUAUGAAGAAAAUGUUGUUCAAGAGUGAUUGCCAGGAUGACUAAACUCUUUUUUUUAAGUGGAAAUUAUUUUCAGCUCACUAUUUUAAAAGGGGCUUGUACUGUUCCUUUACAUCCAAUCCACACAAAAUAUUUUUUAUGAAUUAUGUGGUGUUGUUAGAUCCACUGCAUACCUAAGAGGAAAACUUACUGUUGUCUACAUUAAACAUAAUAACCUGAAAGUUUAGUCCUUCGUAGCAUGUUUAAUGCUUAAGCCUCAUGAUUGUCUUUUUCAAGUUCGAUUGAGUUACUGCCAAGCAAAAUUACAGCCCCUGAUUGGAGAAGCUUCUAAUCAAUGAAGUAUUUAACAUAAAAUCUUAAGGUUUUGUUUGGUUUUGAUUAUUUUUAUUUUAUGUUUUAAUUUCUGUGAAUGUGUUUACCAAAGACAUUUAAACUUGGAUUUUGCUAUCAAACCUUUUUUUUUUGAAAAUUAAAUUAGGAAUUUCAAUUAUUUGUAAAGCUCAUUAUAAUUUGUAAGUGUUGAUUUUAUUUUUUCUAUUUUAAAGUAUAGUUUAAUAUGUUCAGUAAUUUUCUAAGAAUUUCUAUGAUGAAGAUGAGUACAAUAACAAAAGCAAAAGAAAUCAUGCCCAAUUAUUGUCAUAUAAUUCUUCAGGAUUACUUCUAUUCAAGUCAAAAACAACAAGGAUGAUGACUACAAUUUGGACUGACUGACAGCAUUAGUUCAUAUUAAUUACAUGAAUCAAACUGUCAUCUUAUAAUCUCAUACCAUUGAUAAAAUAGUGGGUUAUUAUGGUGAUUAAUUGAUCAUAAAUCCUGUAAGAAAUCGGAUGGCUUAACUUCCUUGGGCAGUAGUUACAAUUUGAAAGAAUGACUGUCUGGAGAAUUAAAAACAAAAAAAUAAAAUCAGAUUGGUAAUUUGUUAAAUAUUUGUCACAAGUGAAUUAAGUCUCAACUUUGCACACAAAUACAAUUACCGUAAAUAAUACCCUACCC